CCGUGCGGAGGAAUGCGCGCUGCACUCUGCCCUCCCUCUCCCGUGACGCCCAGAGGGGAACCAGAGAAACAAGCCUUCAGUGAGACAGAAAGGGAAGGGGAGACGUUGAAACGGAUAACGGGGGGAGAGAGGGAAAUAUCGUAGUGAGAAGAGGCGUGCCAAUAAUCAGGACUUUUGGAUGAGGGCGCGCGUCUCGGCGAACACAUGGGAACGCACCGGAUCAAUUACGCAGCGUCACGGAGCCGCUUUGAGAGAAGAGGGGCGCCCUGAGGUGCUGCUGCUGGUUUUUAUUCUCCCCCGUCUUGGUCUGACUGAGCCGGGACACCGAACCCUGUGCGGGACCAAGUCAAAGUUCAGGCAGAUAUACGGCUCGUAGAGACAGUGUCUUUCGGCAGAAUGCAGGGCCUGAGCUCCCGGGCUCACGCCUUUUCGGUGGAGGCGCUGGUCGGGAAACCCUGCAAGAGGAUGAAAGUGUCGGAGGGACUCGAGUCAAGUUCUGCUGGAGACACGAGCGGAGACAGGAGCAUCUUCACCGGGCAGCACAAAUAUCCCAACAGUCAGCUGAAGAGCGCAGGUUCAGCAGCGGGGAGGCCGGAGGACUCCCGUGACCCACAGAGACACACUGUCAGAUCAAGGACCGAACCCUCGGACCAGGCCUGCGAGGAGAACAAGCCGAAGGAGAGCGACUGCCGGCCGGACAGAGAGGUCCGAGUAGAGCUGCAGGGCUCCGAGCUGUGGAAGAGAUUCUACGAGAUCGGCACCGAGAUGAUCAUCACUAAAGCUGGCAGGAGAAUGUUUCCCUCUGUGCGCGUAAAAGUGCGCAACCUAGACCCUUGCCAGCAGUAUUACAUUGCAAUGGACGUCAUGCCGGUGGACUCCAAACGCUACAGGUAUGUGUACCACAGCUCGCAGUGGAUGGUGGCUGGAAACACGGACCACUCCUGCAUCUCCCCGCGCCUCUACGUGCAUCCAGACUCGCCGUGCGCAGGAGAGACGUGGAUGCGGCAGGUCAUCAGCUUUGACCGGGUCAAACUCACCAACAACGAGAUGGACGACAAGGGACAUAUUAUUCUUCAGUCGAUGCACAAAUACAAGCCACGUGUCCACAUCAUCCGGCACAACCCUCGGAUGGACUUGUCUCAGAUCCAGUCGCUGCCUGCUGAGGGAGUUCACAGCUUCUCCUUCCCAGAAACCGAGUUCACCACCGUCACAGCCUAUCAGAAUCAACAGAUCACAAAACUGAAGAUCGACAGGAACCCCUUCGCCAAAGGCUUCAGAGAUCCAGGAAGGAAUAGGGGGGUUUUGGAUGGCCUGUUGGAGUCGUAUCCCUGGAGAGGCCCGCUCAGCUUGGACUUCAAGCCUUUCACCAUACAGCUCCAAGGGAGCUCAGCGUCGCCCAGCAGCGGAGUGAAAAGCCUCCUUCCUUUUUCUUCAUCAUCACCCCUUCACCCGUUCUCAGCGCUCCCCUGUCAGGACGCAGCUCUCCUCACCCUCCCCCUGUACGGCAAGACGUCCCCGGCCUCACCCGCCAUCUCCCCGCUGGCCAGCCGAGCCUUCUCCUCCCUGGGAGCCGACAGACUGAGAGGCCUCCCCCCGCUGCCUCCGCUAACAGACCUCCCGCUCCUCUCGGCAUUGCAGGGGAAGAAGCCUCCCCACUGCAGGGACCCAUGUCCUCACGCGUCUCCGGGGGCCCCCUGCCCGAUCCCUCUCCACGGCCCCCUCAGCCCUCAGGGGCCCUCUCUCCUCCCUCAUCUCUCCGACACUGCGGGCCCCUACUGCCUCUACCACUACAGCUUCCCCCUGAGCCCUCAACUCACAGCUAUUUCCCGGCACGCCAAACUCACCGAAGACUCCACAGACUGUCUGCUGCGCCAGUCUCCGUGGCACCCGACCACCAACCACUGCCUCUGACAGCUGGACCGCACUUGCAGGCUCCGGCCCAUUGAGAGUAACAAGCCAAAGCUUAUUGCAACAAAACAGAGGAGGCCGAUUCUCUAUUCGAGCGAGACUCAAAAGAGAAGUGCGGCUGCCGGGACGUUUUUGUAUUUAAAAAAAACUAUUUUAUACACUGUGUUGGAUUUACCAGCACAUGAAAGUGAAGCAGCAGCUAUGCACACUCAUCUAGAGGCCAACAGUGGAGUAAACAGAAACAUUUCUGUUCAGGCAGGAAGCAGAUUUUUAUCUGGGACAGAAAGCCCAGUUUUAUUUUGCUACACAGAAUCUAUCCUUGACAUUUCAGUCUCCCUGUUUAACCUCUUCAAUGGUGUUACCAAAGAGCAUCAGCAGUACGACCUGAGGUAUGUAACAUGACAAUGACUGUUAAAACUGACCAUUAUUAAAGUAUUUUUCAUAUCUUUGAAGAUCAAUCAAGAUAGAAAUGUUGUUUUGUUCCAAACAAACUUUCAGUAUGGAUAAAGAAAGUGAAAGAUGGAAAUACAUUUCCCAUGUUUUCCUGUCGUAUUGUUGCAAAACGAAACACAUGUUGUACCACAGGAAGUGACUUUGAACAAGAAAUGAUUAUAGGACGGAUAUUAUGUUGUAAUUAGCAGCUAGCAUUCAUUGAAACUGAACAAAGACGUAUUUUGUGUUCCUGAGUUGAAUCUCAGUAUCAGGCUUGGCCACCCCCCGACUAAAAACAUGAGCUCAUCAAGUCUGUGAUUUUUAGAGGAAGAAACAACAGCUGCCAGAAUUCAGGCAGCCAGUUUCCAUUCCUGUGCUUUAUUACCAAUAAUAGGACUAAUCAGAGAUGCAUGGAGGUGAAACGGUUAUUCUACCGAGACCUUUAUUAGUCUGUUACAGGGCUGGAACAAGGCUCUGAAACUGUCCAAAGCGGUCGUGUCAUCGCUGUUGUGUUGCAACGUUGUUCCAGGAUCAACAGUAAAUCAAUACUGCUGCUUGACUUUUGGAGUUGUGGUGAAGGCUUUUCAGAAAAAGGGAAUUUCAUAAAGAACAGGGAGUCGAAUGAAAACCACUCACUACUGUGGGGAAACACAACGCUGUGUUUUUUUGUCCGAACCAAAGGAGGGCACGCCCGUUCAGCCGCUGAUGUGAUAAUUCCUGCCUUCAGCUCAGGCUCUUGACCAAUCCCUCCCUCCUUGCAUUUCGGCAGAGCUAGGAACAGCGGUUUAGGCAAAGCGGGGGGAAAUAGCCUGUUUCCCGACAAACGGUCAUAACCAAACAGCAAUUUACUUGUCAUGGCUGAGCGUGGCAGCGAGCUAACGUGCACUGGACGUGGAAAUAGCAGGAAGGAGUUAAUUGGAGGCAAAAGGGGGGAUGGCCCGAGAUUCGGCGAGCUGUCAGGUGCAGCGCUAUCAAACAGCCUGCCCUUUGUCUGCAGACAGACGUAAUCUGCGCCGGUUAUUUGAUACUGUCUGUCAUUUCCAUGUUUGGCUACGGGGGACAAUCAUUUUAAACUCCCAAGUAAUUCCUGAUCUUUCAAUUAGGCAAAUUGCUUUCAUACCGGGAGAGCUGAACUCUGCACCUGCCACUCUCCAGAACAGGAGAGCACACACACUUGUAGCAAAAAAUUACAAGGAAAAAGAUGUCAGAAACUGUCAUUUUUAGCAUCCAGUUACUGCUAUACCAUGUUGCAAGCUGCAGAAAAAUGUGUACAUGUCGAUGCAUGCAUUUUGCAAAGGUACAAAUAGUGUUUGAUGAAGCAAUUCAUAGCAGUAAGAGAAAUAGUUGAACGUUUUAGCAGUUGCUCAUGUCUUGAUGAGUUAAAUGAGAAGUUUGAUGCCAUUCUCGAGUCUUAAUAGGAAGUUCAAGAUUAGUUCAGAUUAGCACAAAGCCUGGAAUCCAAGUGAAACAGCAUGCAACUGCUGAGUCAACCUUUUCAUCAGGCUUUAGAUGAAUAUCCAUUUCUGUUCGUUGUGAAUUUGCCUUACAACAUGUCAACAUAAUAAUCUUGUAGGUGGCGGCUGCAAUAACAUGGAAAGCGUGCUGAUUUAAGUUAGCAAUAACAGAAGGACGGACGUUUUCUGGGCCGUUCUAGUGAUUGACAGGCAGUAAAGGCAGAGAAAUUUGACCCUGAAGUCAUUUGUUUCCAAUCAUGUGAAAUGGCAUCCUGAAACAGGAGAGAAGCCUCGACACAGAGCGGGGACAUGUAAAUAUACUCUGCCUUCAUUAGAUUAACACACACAUGCUGCACAAACACAUGUAUGUCAGUUAUCUCCUAAUAAUAUUCGCCGUACACUUAAGCUGCACGCGUCCUCUCGCCCGUUCAGCUUCGUGCCCUGCAGCUUCACUCGUACUUGGCUCUGUGCGUCUCUUGUGAAGGUUUACACUGGCCGCUAUUUUCUCUGCAAACUCAAUAAAAGCUGAUUAUUUAUCAGGUUAGAUUAUGGGACAUGACUGAGCUCAGCUGUAAAAUUGAAAGUGAAACCAGCUGUGGCUGAAAUUGAAUUACACUCGGUGAGUAAUGUGAAAAGCAAGAGCAGUUUAACAGUUAUUAAGCGCUCCUCUACUACCUUAUCAAGCAGCCAGACGCUGUACGGUCGCAGUGAAAGUGCUACUCUGUUUCUCAACAUUAUUUCUUUUCUAUUUUAACCCUUAGAUGCACGAGUGAUGGGACCCUACACUCUUCCAUAAGUGGGUCAUAAAUGACCCCUAUAAGAAUCAAUGUGUUGGUUAAGAAAAAUAAUUUUUUUUUAUUGUUUGAAUUAUAUGUCGGUCCACACAAGAAUGAUUUCAUGUUUGACACACAAACCUAUCAAUCAAUAUGUAGCUAUAUGAAUAAACGCACACAUGCACACUCACACAAACACACUUAAUACAUAGACUAAUUCUAGCUAGCUAGCUAGUGUUAACUAACUAUAAAGUAGGCUAAUUUGAUGAUACAUAAUAAUAACACAAGAGUCUAGAAUGUGCAAGUGUGUCUAGAAUGUGCAAGUGUGUUGAAAAAUAUCAAUUUGUUGACAUCAAAUUUUUUCUGAGGUAAAACAUGUAGAUAAUACUUACAUGUAUCAGGUCUUGCUGUGUAAAAUAAUCUUCUUAAUCGGAGACAUUUCAGACGUUGCGUGUGUGGUCCACAGUAAAUAUAUUCCUGACAGUUACAGUUGAUAAGAAUCACAGGUUUCCAUGAGAUUCUAUGGGAAAUGCAUGCGGGUCAUUUUUGACCCACUUAUGGAAGCUUGGGGUAGUGAUACAAAGAUGCUAAUUUCUUAAAAAGUAUAAAAGGUAACUGAAAAUUUAAAUGGAAUGAUCUCGAAAACAUGUUUUUUGAGGAAUACCUGAAAUAUGAAAUGAUAGCUUUUCAUAACAAAGAUCUUGCAAGAGAACGACCUCACCGGGUUAUUUUUGACCCACUUAUGCCUCUAAGGGUUAAAUGCACCUCUGUUACUGGAAAUAUCAGAAACUUUGUCUCGACUCUUGAGAUUCUCUUCUUAGACGACAGAACCAGGAGUCUCCGUGGAUUUGCAUGUUGCUUUGUGCUAUAAAUGUGUGUAUUCCUUGCAGCGCGGCCACACUUGUGUGCAGACAGGGGUCACUGGGGCUUUGCAAAGGCAUGUGCGCCCUGACAAGCGGCUGUCUUACAGGAGCAGAGGUUAGAUAAGUGGAGGACCAAUGGUUUUAACAUGUGGCCUGGCAGCUGGCCUGCGUGUUUGUGUGUGCGUUCUGGAGUUUCCUCUCAGAGCUCCAUCUGGGCCUCAGACUGAUUCAGUCAUUCAUCAGAGAAUGUGUUAAUCACCCACACUCCUUAACUCGCACCUCAACUUUUUAUUUUCACCUUGUAUGCUUCAUUUUUGUGGCACAGACACUCAGUGCCAUUCUGCUUUGUGUUUCUGCUGAGAAAAAUAUUGCACUUUAACCCACUUUGAUGCAUUUAGAAUCAAAAGAAUAAUCUCAAUGCCCAAGCAGUUUUUCUCAAGAAUCAGCAAAUCCCCAAAUGCAUUAUUCUCUUCAGACAACUACUUUUUGAUAAUAGGUGUACUUUGAGUUGCAUGUGAAUGGUCCUGUUUUGCCAUCAUCACGUUUAGUGUAAUUCAAUUACUCUCCCCUUUCUUGUUGAAUGUUUUAUCAUGAAUGGAGCUGUGUGUGUGUGUGUGUGUGUGUGUGUGUGUGUGUGUGUGUGUGUGUGUGUGUGUGUGUGUGUGUGUGUGUGUGUGUGUGUGUUUGCGCGUUUGCGCGUGCGUGUUUGCGCGUGCGUGUUGGUGCAGGGUGGUUGGAAGAGGGGCUGUCAGCACUGUUCCCUCUAAGCUGCGCGCGUGCGCAAUUGCGCACUACUGACACGGUCUCCGCGCACAGAAAAUCUGUGCUGCGCACAAAAAAAAAAUCCAACCUAAAUUGUAAAUAAAAUAAACACGUAACAAUUCAUUCUGUGCUAUUUUUCAGUGUGAGUCAGUGAGUGACCGGUGACUGGCUGCUGCAGCCAAUGAUGCGAUUCACAUACGUAUUUACCAUAGACUGUAUAUAAUGGUAUUUACGCAGCUAAUCAACGUCAUUGACAGGCGUCCUUAUGUGCAGCUACCGUUGUUGUCAUAGAUAUGAAUGAGUAGAUAGGACACGCCCCUUUGAGCUGCGUGCUACAGCGAGGCUAAGCUAGUGGGGGAAAAGUUUCAGUGCAUUCCGUUGAUGUAGACGGCGUGAAAACGGAAACAAGAAGUAUGCUGGCUCACUGUACUGCAUACAGUUACACACUACGUCGUACGAUUGAGACAAGGAAACUUGGAAUGACUUUUCAUAGGUAAGAAUAGUUUUUGGCUGUUUUUUCAUUAUGAAAUCUUGUUGAGAGCUUCCAGUCUAUGAGAGCUAACUAGUUAGCCACUAGCAAAACGCUAAGGCGAGCUAGUAGCUUGACAACCAAAUACCAGACGAUUAAUAGUAGCUGUAGUAUAGUUGUACAAGCAGUAGUAGUAAUGCUAAAAGUACAAGCAGCAGUAGUAGUAGUAUAAACAGCUGUUAGAGUCGUAGAAGUAGUAUCAGCAUUUGUAAUAGUAUUACAAGUUGUAGUAGCAGUCCCAGUAUCAGCAGGAGUAGUGUGUACUACCACUAGUACUAGUAGUAGUCACAUUGCUAUUACUACCACCAAUACUACCAAUAGUAGUUAUAAAGCCUAACUCAUGUAUAUCCAGAUUACCAUCUAUGUUCUUCCUCCAAACCCAUUUUAUGAUUGGGAUUACAGGCAGUUCUUUAGGACUGCUCUCAAAUCAUUGAAAUGUUACUAAACAAGGUUAUACUAAUCAAAUUAAAUAGCUCUGGUCUCCAGUAUAUUGGCGAAUUCAGUUCUUUGUACUUAAUUUAUUAGCAUGAUUUCUUUUUAAUAUGUUGUGUACAGACUUAAUUACUUCUCUGUCUACUUUUCUUACUCCAUGUAGCUUUCCCAGAAACUAUGGGUUGAGGAGGAAUUGGAAGUUUGUCGGCUUAGACCUGGUGUCAUUCCAUCAGUGUUAAACUUCCUGGCUCAUCUUGGAAGAGUACGUGCCAGAAAGACCACGACCAAGCAGCCUUGAGAUCUUAGGCAGCGUCUCCCUGAGGUCCCUCUCUAUCUCCCCACACAUCCACCAACCACUGGAACACAUCUCCAAAGUUCUGCCGGGCCAGCUCAGCUUCCCCUCAGAAGAAGUGCCGCCACCUGCCAGAUGAAGGAGCCUUUUGAGAGGCAGCUGGCAUCGUGAUUGGACUGUACUUUGGUCUGUUCCAAUCCAGCUUCAGCUCCAGAGACGGCAGGCGGGACGAGUCAACGGAGGCCGGGUGGACGAAGGCAUGCAGCUGAGUACAAUCCAGAAAACAACAGAGGAGGAGUGCAGCAGCCCAGAGCCAGAACAAGCAGAGUAGCAUCGUAUGUCUCUUAGAAAACAUCAUAGUAUAGCCUUUGGUAUGAAAAAACGCCAUCAUAUACAUCGUAUAUUGUACAAAUAACAAGUCAAAGCAAAGAGACAUACAUUGUAGAAUUGUAGUAAUUGUGGACUGACUGAUGUACUGAUUAUCAGUAUUUUAUUUUUUACUGAUUUACGGUAAUAAAUACAUUUAAAAAUGGCGCUA
This is a messenger RNA of Amphiprion ocellaris (clown anemonefish), 7983 nucleotides long. It is a transcript of the gene tbx22, whose product is annotated as T-box transcription factor 22. Bases 397 to 1911 code for a protein of 504 amino acids. Gene Ontology annotation, molecular function: DNA-binding transcription factor activity, RNA polymerase II-specific; RNA polymerase II cis-regulatory region sequence-specific DNA binding. The record is from RefSeq and is a predicted model, not a curated record. The transcript has 9 exons. Gene Ontology annotation, biological process: cell fate specification; regulation of transcription by RNA polymerase II; positive regulation of DNA-templated transcription. Gene Ontology annotation, cellular component: nucleus. NCBI's taxonomy places the organism in Eukaryota, Metazoa, Chordata, Actinopteri, Pomacentridae.